This is a messenger RNA of Toxotes jaculatrix (banded archerfish), 4891 nucleotides long. It is a transcript of the gene dnajc14, whose product is annotated as DnaJ (Hsp40) homolog, subfamily C, member 14. The record is from RefSeq and is a predicted model, not a curated record. Gene Ontology annotation, molecular function: dopamine receptor binding. The transcript has 7 exons. The coding region runs from base 968 to 2974 and encodes 668 amino acids. Lineage: Eukaryota; Metazoa; Chordata; Actinopteri; Toxotidae.
GUGGCUAAAAAAAAAACAAAAAAAACAACACGGACACUUGGCUGUCUGUUAACAAACAAGGUUACACAGUUAUCUGAGAGGUAUAUAUGACAUCUAGUUUGUUUGAAUGCAAAAUGCAAAAUAAUGUGCCUACUUCCUGGACUCGCCUGGUGUCCUGAACAUACCUUAUCUUACUCGGCAGACCCCUCUGGAGGGGACAGGCGUUUAUAUUAGCUAGUCCGGCUCGUUAUGCUGUUACUAGCUAACAGUUAGCUGCUCGCUUGUCUGCUUGCUAGCUGAAGGCGUUAACAUUUGGCUGCUGUGCUGUCGUUUUAUCCUCGUUUGAGACCUUAUUUAGUCGAAAUAUUGUCAGGUUAGCCAGCCAGAGGCAGUCUAAUUUUAGCCCCUGUAGUGCCUGUCUGUCGUCCAGCUGGCAGACUGCUUCCUCAUGCUAACAGCCUUGCUGCCUGCUAACAUUAGCCGCCUGUAAAACAUCUGUUGUUGUAGUCAAGAGUUAAAUCAACUUGAGGUUUGUCGGACGUGGUUCACCGUUUUGCGAUGGCUUCGUGUGUUUUUGUUCCGUUUUUUUAAUCGCCUCUGAAAGGUCAAACGUUUGUUGCUGCUGCUCUUUUUUUUUUAGAUACACCGUGUUUCUCUUUGGCUGAAUUAGCAAACAACAAAGCAGAGUAAUUUAAUGUUCUCUGAGAGGUCUGAAAACCUUAUUCAACUGAAUCAACGACUGGACAAAUAAGGCCGUGUGGCUACAUGCCAUGAAACAGCCUGAUGCACGAUGUGAGCUGUGAGACAUGUAAAAGCCUUUUGACAAGUGGUUGCUGAUAUGGUGGACCUGAGACUGACCCUCAGGAGCCCCCAGUCUCACUUCUCUAUGAGAGUCUGGGGAAUAUGUUGCCCCAGAUUAUGGAUCUAGGACAUCUUCUUCCAUGAGUUUCCAAUUUCACAGCGUUUCAAUCUAACAGCUGUAAGGAACAUGGAGAGGGAAGCAGCUGAGAAGGAGAUGGAGGGUGUUACAGACACUGACGAGGAGAUCCCUGAUGGUGAUUCUACCUUAGUGACUAAAUCUAGUCAGUGUGAGGCCAGAGAGACUGAUGAUGACUGCGAGCAGGAGGACAAAUCAGCCCGUCUCAAAUCUCAGGACACGCCAAACCCAGCCACUCCACAAGACUCUGGAAUAGGUGAAGUAGAGUAUUGUGGAUCUGUAGAGGCCAAAGAGGAUACUGAGGAGGCUUCAGAUGGUUUUGAGCAUGACAGCGCAGCAGAUCAUGAGAACUCGCAGGUUAUAAGUCAAGAAGAAGAUGAAUCUGUGAAGGAGCAGCACAUGAAUGGAGAGUCUGGCUGGAGGAACGUGGGAAGCGGACGUAAGUGCAAACUGAAGAGCAGUGGUUCUUUUUCAGAACAGAGCAGUCAAAGUGCAUUUGCCUCUGUUCAAAAAGGCAACGUUAUGUCCAGUGGUGGCCGGCACAAGCAGACCCGCAGACGUAACCACCACCACCAUCAGCAGAACCGGGGCCGCAGGCGGACAGGCAACCAGCUCGUCUUAGCUUUCAAGGAGAUGCUGUCAGAGUCUCUCAGCUUCUGGUGCAUCUCUUGCGUCCACAUGAUGAUUGAGAUUAUUGUCACAUUAACUCACAAUUGUGGAGUCGGUGUGGAGACUGGAGGGGUGAAACUUUACAACUUUGGGCAGCAGCUCCUUUUAAAGAUUACAGAUAUACCUGGGAUGAAGGCAGACGCUAGUCGGAUUCUGAAGUGGACUAAAUGCGCAGGAGCCAACCUGUUGGAUAAAAUUGUUAGGUCAGUGAAGUUGGUAAAGACAGUUGCCUUAUCUUGUUUCAAACUUUGUUGUGCUUUAGUUAUUCUUGGGUCCCAGUGGGCAAAGGGUGUGUUGGUCCGUCUUGGUGGAGAGCGGGGAAAACGCUACUGGACAGCAUUUCAGGAGUCAAGGUUUUGGAAGAGGGUUGCGUCCUUGUUGGAGAGAGUACGAAGCCGAUUCAGGAGAGAUGGCCACGUACCACCAUCCAUGCCUGAGUCACCCGGCAGAGCAGGGAGAGGCCAGUCGGGCCAGGAGCUGGAGAGACUGCUGGCCUUGGCCGAGGUGCCGGAGGACGAGCUCGACCCCUUUACAGUGCUCGGUGUGGAGGUGCACGCCACUGAGGCUGAGCUGAAGAAGGCCUACAGACAGCUGGCUGUCCAGGUCCAUCCAGACAAGAAUAAACACCCACGAGCUGGAGAGGCGUUCAAAGUACUGAGGGCUGCCUGGGAUAUUGUCAGUAACCCAGAGACACGACGAGAGUAUGAGUUGAAACGCAUGGCAGCAACCGAGCUCUCAAAGUCCAUGAAUGAGUUUCUCACUAAACUGCAGGAUGACCUGAAGGAAGCCAUGAACACCAUGAUGUGUACCAAGUGUGAAGGCAAACACAAGCGGUUCGAGAUGGAUCGAGAACCUGCUGAGGCCCGGUUCUGUGCUGAAUGCAACCGUUGCCAUAGCGCUGAGGAGGGGGACCUGUGGGCCGAGUCCAGCAUGUUGGGCCUACGCAUCACAUACUUUGCCUGUAUGGAUGGCAAGGUCUAUGAUAUUACAGAGUGGGCAGGUUGCCAAAGAAUAGGCAUUUCCCCUGACACACACCGUGUACCCUAUCACAUCUCCUUUGGUUCAAAGAACAACAGCAACGCCACACGACACAGGACUCCCUCGGAGCACGCCACAGGUCCGACCAACCCCGCCGAUUUGCAGGACUUCUUCAACCGCAUCUUUAAAGGAGGACCUCCUAAUGACAUGGCUGCCAAUGGGGGCUUCUUCCCCUCAGGUCCGCCUCACCAUCACCCGCCUGGUGCUGGAGCGCCCCCGUUCUCCCCUCCCCCAGGCCAGACAGGUUUCCACAUGCCGGGGGGUCAACGGCCAGAGUCCAGCGAGACGUGGGCUGAAAGCGGCAAACCACCCAGGAGGAGGAAGAAGGUCCGGAAGCCCUUCCAGAGGUGAAGUCUGUCGACUUCUCAGAGCAUCAACAAAGAAACACAGGGACACAAUAAAAAAUGGCCAUGUUUGUCUCUCGCCUGCCUGUUGGCAUGCCAAGAUCUGAACUGCAGAAGAUUCAUGUGGGUAAAGCUGCACUCAGAUCAGCCAGAGAGGAGAGAGACUGGAUCAUAAAGAGGAGCCUGUGGACUGAAUACAAGUAUUGAAGGAGAGCUGAAGAGGUGGCAGUGAUGGUGCUUUACCUCUCAUUUCACCUUAUUUUUUGUUGGUCUUUAAGACAACUGUAGCCUUGGCAUUGAAAUCCUCAUCAGGAUGCUGUAACGAAACAUUUUCCUUUCAUAAUUUCCUGCCAAAUCCUGCAAUGCAUGAUUUAUUCACCUGCUUUUUAACACUUCAGUUCUCUCACUUUUGUUGUUAAUGUUUUGUGAAAGGUUUUUUUCUUUUUUUAAGACACUGACUUCUGUUGAAGAGGGUUGCAGUCAGCUGGACUGUGAUUUGUAGAUCACUAUAAUCGACAUGAAGGAGAUAAAGGUCUGAGCAGCGUCACUGUGUCAGUGUUACUCAUGUUAGUGGCAUGUGGGUCUACCUCUAGAUCUGCACUUCGCCCACCGUUUUUUUAAGAAAGAAUCCAAACCAGCCAAACCCAACACAACUAAAAUAAAUUUACAAAAACAGCAGCAUAUUUGGAAAACGUGUUCAGUAGCCACAUUUUUAAAGGUGAGCUGAGAGCGGACAGUUUUUACAGUUAAAUCAGGACAUGGUGUGGUUCUCUGGUAGUAGGUACACAGACAGCAGGAGGAGGCAGAAACACUUUUCUCUCGUAUGCAUGGCUUAAUAGAAGUCACAUGCACAUGUAUGACAUUGUCUUGCAUUAGAAAUCCUCUGAGACAACUAGCAUUCAUUCAUAUUUGCCCCAUGUUAUUAUUAUUGUGAACUUAAAAAUUUAGUUAACACAUAAUUAUAUGUGACUUGGAUCUGUAUGUGGUGAAGUUUGCUGAAGUAACAAAUCCUGUUAUCGCUUUAUGAACAUUUGGCCUUGAAAUGUAGCACAGUCACAUACUAAACCCACUCAUCCAGAGUUAUGUUAGAAUUGGUGCUGAUUACCUGUGUGGCGAUUACCAGAGAAUCACUUCCUUCAUGAGAGGACGCUCACUGUAAAAUCAGGUUUGGGGUUUUUUUUUGAUGGCAACAGGCUCAAAAAUAAAAGAAGUUACAUCUCAGACGGCCCAUGUGAACAUGCCUUUUCAGAAGCUGGAGACAUGAACCUGUGAUGCAGGCAGGAUGUUAAACCUGAACACGACGAGAUGAAAAUGAUAGAAGGGCUUUAUUUGUUUUGAGAUGUACAAUUUGAAACAAGCUAAAUCUGCCUGUUGUUCAGGGGCAUUAACUACAGCACAGGUUCAAAUCCCAGAGCAGGAGUGAAUUCGGUGGUGUUUCAAUACUUCAUAGGUGACACCAUGACAUUUUUGAAGUGUUGAUAAAUUUUCAUUACCGUUAAAAAGACCACCAAAUGGAUUCAUACUGCCCCCUGUUGAUCCACUGUGUAACCACACUACUGACCUCUGACGUUUGACGUUGGCCUAUUGAACACACUGGUCACGACCAGAGUUUUCAAUGUUUUGAUAUAGUUUAAAAUCAGACAUUGAGGUAAUUUACAAAUACUGAAGCAAACCUGACCUGUAUGUAAGCUUUUUUUUUUUUAAUUUUCCAUUCAGAACUGUAUUUUGAUCAUACUCUUUCCUCAUGUUGAUCAUUACUGGCUUUACAGUAAAAAGGCAGCAGUUUCAAAACAUGUUGCAUCAUAUAGUGCUUCAAGUUGUUAUUGACAUAACAAUGUCCCAGUUCUUCUGAAUUUUACUCCAUUUUCAUCAAGUUCCUCCUUUUUGUUAAGUGCCAUUUUAUGUCAGCCGUGAUGUUUUGGGG